UCCCUCCCUGUUUCUCUCUUCUUCCCUCUUGCUCUCUCUCUCUCUCAUUCCCUACCCAUUGUCUCCCUUGGAAACCUAACCCCUGUCACUCCUCUCACUGCUGGGGAGGAGGAGGAGGAGGAGGAGCUCAACACAGGGCAAAGUUUCCUUGUUGAUAGUGACUCCAUUUUUUUCCACAGCCGAGUGAGUUCCACAACACACACGAUGAGGAUGAUCGAGGGGCUGAGAUCAGGUCUGAUCAGUAGCAGGAGAGAACUGUACCUUUAACCGUUAACACGAGUCUCAUUCCUGGGGAGUCUCACACCUGGGGAGGGACACCUGGAAGCCACACCCAUCUGCAGUGAAUGCACCGCCGUGUCACCUGAUGCAGAGCAGCACAGAAACAGCAACAGCAAAGCCUCCACCCAACAUAAGAGAUCACCCUAUUCUGUAUUGAACUGCAUGUCCAACAAGGCCAUCAGGCCAUGGACCAACCAUCCCGUUUACGGGAGAGACAUUCUCCUGCUCAUCACAGAUCCUCUUCCUACAGUGUUCCAACCAAAAGACCAGUGUCUCCAGUGCCCAGCUGUGUGUCCAUGAAAAGUGACAACUCCAUGGACCAGCCACCUUACCUAGGAGAGGGACAUUCUCCUGCAAGUGAAGGUUGUCCACACCAAAGACCGGUGUCUCCAGUGCCCAGCUGUGUGUCCAUGAAAAGUGACAGCUCCAUGGUCCAACCCUUGUCGUUUAAAGACCAUGCAGCUACCAUAGAAAGCCCCGUCCAGCAGAUGAGAUCACCCUCUCCCGAAGUGAGCUGUGUGUCCAUGAAGAGUGGCUGGUCCAUGGACCAACCGCCCAAAUUAGGAGAGGGGCAUUAUCCUACUCCUCACAGAGGUCCAAUCCAAAGACCGGUGUCUCCAGUACCCAGCUGUGUGUCCAUGAAAAGUGACAACUCUAUAGACCAGCCACCCAAAUUAGGAGACGGAUAUUCUCCUGGCGGUGAAAGUUGUCCACACCAAAGACCAGUGUCUCCGGUACCCAGCUAUGUGUCCAUGAAAAGUGACAACUCUAUAGACCAGCCACCCAAAUUAGGAGAGGGGCAUUCUCCUGCUGGCCAAAGAGGUCCAAUCCAAAGACCGGUGUCUCCAGUACCCAGCUGUGUGUCCAUGAAAAGUGACAAUUCUAUAGACCAGCCACCCAAAUUAGGAGACGGACAUUCUCCUGGCGGUGAAAGUUGUCCACACCAAAGACCAGUGUCUCCAGUACCCAGCUGUGUGUCCAUGAAAAGUGACUACUCUAUGGUACAGCCACCCAAAUUAGAAGACGGACAUUCUCCAGACGGUCAAAGUUGUCCACACCAAAGACCAGUGUCUCCAGUGCCCAGCUGUGUGUCCAUGAAAAGUGACAACUCCAUGGUCCAGCCACCCAAAUUAGAAGACGGACAUUCUCCAGACGGUCAAAGGUACAGUAGUUGUCCACACCAAAGACCAGUGUCUUCAGUGCCCAGCUGUGUGUCCAUGAAAAGUGACAACUCCAUGGUCCAGCCACCCAAAUUAGAAGACGGACAUUCUCCUGGCGGUCAAAGCUUCCAGACUGAUGUAGACUCCUGCACAUCGGAUCAUGACUUGACCAUGACUUCACCUGAUACCUCUUACCAUGAAUCUGAGGAGGAGGAUCUGACUGAGAACAGAUCUGACUUCACUUUCUCUGAGAAGAUAAUGCAAGACAAACUCAAGUCCCACCUGAGAACCAAACUACAGCAUGUCUUCAAGGCUCCAUCCAACCCCGUUCUUCUGAGUGAUAUCUACACAGAGCUCUACAUCACAGAGGGGGACAUGGGGGAGGUCAACAAUGAGCAUGAGGUCAGAGAGAUUGAGGCAGCAUCCAGGGGAGAUACAGAGAGCACACCCAUCAAGUGCAGUGAUAUCUUUAAGCCACUGCCAGCGCAGUGCAAAACCAUCAGAACUGUUCUUACAAAGGGUAUUGCUGGCAUAGGAAAGACGGUGUGUGUGCAGAAGUUUGCACUGGAUUGGGCUGAGGGGACAGACAAUCAGGACAUUAAAUACAUAUUUCCACUGUCCUUCCGAGAGCUAAACUUACUGAAAGCUAAGGAAUUCAGUCUGCUUGGGCUUCUCAAACACUUUGUUGGUGAAUUUGAAAGCGUUCCCGUUUUGGAAGCAAAACAAUAUGAGGUCCUGCUCAUCUUUGACGGCUUGGAUGAAUGUCGGCUUCCCCUGGCAUUUGAGGAAAAUGAGAAAUGCAAACCAGCAACAGCCGCAACAGCAGCAUCCGUGGAUGUUCUGCUAACACACCUCAUUCAAGGACACCUGCUUCCCUCUGCUCUCAUCUGGAUCACCUCAAGACCGGCAGCGGCUGGCCGAAUACUAAAAGACUGCGUGGACCGCGUCACAGCGGUCCGUGGGUUUGGUGACCCUCAGAAGAAAGAAUACUUCAGGAAACGGAUCAGAAGUCAAACUCUUGCUGAUAAAGUAAUAACACACAUUGAGUCACUGAGGAGCCUCCAUAUCAUGUGCCACAUUCCUGUCUUCUGCUGGAUUUCAGCUGCUGUUCUAGAGAGAUUGUUUGAGGAAGAAGAGGUAAGCGCCAUUCCCAAGAAUCUGACACAGAUGUACACACAUUUCCUGGUCGUUCAGACAGACACCAAAAAGAAGUACAAAGAGAGGAAAGAGACGGAUGAAGAGAUGAUUUUCAAACUGGGAAAACUGGCUUUCCAACAGCUGGAGAUGGGCAAUUUGAUUUUCUACGAGGAAGACCUGAAGAAGUGUGACAUUGAUGUCAAAGAGGCGUCAGUGUACUCAGGUGUGUGUACCCAGAUCUUCAGAGAGGAGUGUGGACUGUACCAGGGGAAGGUGUUCUGCUUUGUGCAUCUGAGCAUUCAGGAAUUUCUCGCAGCUCUGUAUGUCUUACUGUCUCACUUCUACUCCAAGGAGUCAGAGGGACUCCAACCUGGCGAGAAAAAUUCCAACCUGGUGAGUCUGUUCACUGCACCAACUCUUUCAGAACUUCAAAUAACCGCAGUGGACAAAGCCUUGCAGCAGCCUAACGGAAGUCUCGACCUGUUUGUGCGCUUCCUUCUGGGCCUCUGUUUUAGCGCUCACCAGCCUGACCAAACAAUUCUGCAGGUCUUUCUCCCACAUAUCAGGAGCACGUCAUCCAGCAAUGCUGAUGUCAUCGAAUACAUCAAGACCAGAAUUCAGAUCAAUCAGUCCCCAGAGCCGUCCAUCAACCUGUUUCAUUGUCUAAACGAACUGAAUGACCACUCUCUGGUAGAGGAGAUCCAGAAGUACCAGAGCUCAAGAAGCCUGUCGAAAGUCACUCUCACUCCAGGGUUGUGGUCUGCACUGGUGUUUGUGCUGCUAACGUCCGACAGCAGUCUGGAGGUGUUUGACCUGGGGAAGUACACCACACGGCCAUCGGAUAAGAGCCUCUUUCGGAUGCGUCCAGUGCUGAGGGAGAGCAGAAAAGCCGAACUUGCCUCCUGCAACUUGACAGAGAAUAGCUGUGGAACUCUGGCCACAGUCAUCAGUUCCCCCAACUCUCGCCUCAGGGAACUGGACCUGAGUGACAACACCAUUCAGGAUACUGGAGUUGCAUUGCUUUCUCGUGGCAUCGAGAAAAGCAGUUGUAAACUAGAGAAACUUAGUUUGUCGUGUUGUGGAAUUGGACGGAGUGGCUGUGAAUCUCUUCUGUCGGCCAUUUUGCGGAAUCCCAGUCAUCUGACAAGUAUUGAUCUGAGUCACAAUUGCCCAGAACACAAUGGAAUGAUUCUACUGUCCACAGUGCUUCAGAACCAGCAGUGUCGUAUAAAUAAACUAAUGUUAAUCAACUGCAGCAUCUCACAUAACAGUUGUCAACUGUUAGCUAUGGCUCUUAGCUCAAAAAACUCAAGUUUAAGAUAUCUUGACCUGAGUGGAAACCAAAUUGAGAAUAGUGGUGUCAGUAAACUUUCUCAAGGUUUAAAGAACUCCAAUUGCAAGCUUAAUUCUCUGAGGUUGAGUAACUGUAUUGUGGGAGAGAGAGGCUGCCGGGAUCUAGCCUCAGCUCUAGCUUCAAACCCCGGCCACCUGGAAGAGCUUCACAUCAGCCACAACCAACCUGGAGAUCUGGGCUCCAAGGAACUUCAAGCACUGAAUCUGAAAGAACUAAAGCUUUAGAAAUAUGCCAUACACGCUUGUACUUGAUGACGACAAUGACAGUGAACUCAUGAUGGAUUCCUGUCCUCACACCAUGGAGAUUACAAGCACUUUUCAGAAAUAUAGCAGUAUGUAGCAGGAAAUACUGAUGUGUAAAAAGUUUAUUGUUUGUCAACUCCUAAGUCCCAAACUGUGUCAUUCUACUAAAAGGCUAAUGUCAUUUGUUCCUUUGCUAACUGAAACUGUUUAAAGCACAAAAUGUGUACUGAUAGUAAUGUAUCUUGAGAGGUAUUUAUAUUGUUCAUUUUUUGGAAUAGAAGAAUAUUUAAGGUCACAUUUGACCAUAGCAUUGUGGUAGAUAUGGGCUGCAUCCACACAACUGUAGUGUUAUGCCUCUCUAGCAUCUCGAAUGUUGUUGUACAGUAUGUGUAUGUAGUAUACGUUUUCUUUAAAUGCAAUUUUACAAAUUCUGUAAAUAAAUACAAAAUGACAAUGUAUUGUGUAUACUAUUUAGGCUAUUGUAAAUGCAAUAUGAUAAUGAACUUUUUAAAUAAAUAUUUGUGAAAGUUUUUAAUGUUAAGUCA
Molecule: messenger RNA, 4717 nt
Organism: Sardina pilchardus (European sardine)
Lineage: Eukaryota; Metazoa; Chordata; Actinopteri; Clupeiformes; Clupeidae
Product: NLR family CARD domain-containing protein 3-like
Exons: 19
Coding region: 465-4154 (1229 amino acids)
Biological process (GO): intracellular signal transduction
Molecular function (GO): protein binding
Source: RefSeq, a predicted model, not a curated record